This is a messenger RNA of Austrofundulus limnaeus, 1476 nucleotides long. RefSeq names its product sirtuin 3 (gene sirt3). Gene Ontology annotation, cellular component: nucleus. The record is from RefSeq and is a predicted model, not a curated record. Lineage: Eukaryota; Metazoa; Chordata; Actinopteri; Cyprinodontiformes; Rivulidae. Gene Ontology annotation, molecular function: NAD+ binding; histone deacetylase activity, NAD-dependent. The transcript has 8 exons. The coding region runs from base 116 to 1186 and encodes 356 amino acids.
CAGUGAGACAACUCUGUACGUGUGGUGGAUUAGACAUGGGUUUGAGUGCUGCCAGGUCUUCUCAUGGACCUCCAUAAAGCAGUGUGUGUGUUUGCAGGGCUCCUGCAGUGAGCUGAUGGCUUGUUGGCUGAGUUCUUCGGUAAUGUCGCCUCUCAGAGUUUGUUGUAUGUUCGGCAGCAGCAGCGUGUUUCCAGGAGCAGCCAGGACGAUCUGUGCAAACGCCCACAGAAGCUUAUUACUAGCUGGAGGUGCAGCCGCUCACUUCAGCCGCUUCACUUGUCAGACAGGUGCUCUGUGGAACGGGAGCAGAGGAUUUCUCUCUCGUGGCGGAGGCACGGCCGUCAAGCAGCAGACUCUGGAGGACAUCGCUAAGAACAUCCAAAAAAAGAAGUACAAACGGGUGGUGGUGAUGGCCGGAGCUGGGAUCAGCACUCCAAGUGGCAUCCCAGACUUUAGGUCUCCUGGCAGUGGUCUCUAUGAUAACCUGCAGCAGUACAACCUGCCCUAUGCCGAGGCCAUUUUUGAGAUAGAAUUUUUUCAUCGAGACCCAACUCCCUUCUUCACUCUGGCCAGAGAGCUGUAUCCAGGAAACUACAAGCCUAAUUUGACACACUACUUUGUGUGUCUGCUUCACAAGAAGGGCCAGCUCCUCCGAAUGUACACRCAGAACAUCGACGGGCUGGAGAGACUGGCAGGAAUUCCCCCAGAAAUGUUGGUGGAGGCCCACGGGACAUUUGCCACCGCCACCUGCACCUCGUGUCUGAGAAAAUAUAACGGCGAAGACCUCCACCCAGCUGUGAUGACUGGGACAGUCCCUAAAUGUCCCACCUGUAAGGGCGUGAUAAAACCMGACAUUGUGUUUUUUGGGGAGGAACUUCCACCACGUUUCUUUAAAUACCUAACAGACUUCCCAAUCGCAGACCUGCUGAUCGUCAUGGGCACUUCACUGGAGGUGGAGCCAUUUGCCAGUCUGGCAGGAUCUGUUCGCAGCUCCGUUCCCCGUCUCCUCAUCAAUAAAAACCUGGUGGGGCCGUUCGCGUGGGGCCCCCGACCUCAGGACGUGGUGCAGCUGGGAGAUGUGGUCAGCGGCGUGCAGGCCCUCGUUGAUGCCCUUGGCUGGAACCAGGAUUUAAACACUCUGAUGGCGACUGGUGCUGAGAAAUCUACAAGAAAAAGAGAAGAGUGAGUUAGUUCUCUGAUGGAGGCUCAUUGAACUGCAGCUGACUUCUUUUUAACUGAUCGUACAAACAGACAAAUGACCUCUUUAUUAGAUUAGAUAAUGACUACUGAGGAUUUUAAAUUUAACAUGAAUUUCAGGUAAGUGAUGCACAUCAGGUUGCCUUUUCGUUAAAUGGCUGUUAAUCAGAAACAAAACACCCUGAUGGUGGACUCAUGGUUCAGAAACAAAGCAGUGGAAACAUCAAUAUACAUAAUCCUGUGAUAAUAAGAAUAAAGGAAAUUAGUUUUUUUAUUGUA